GCUGGAAAGGGGGCGAUCCUGCUGGUCUGUGGACCACCCCACCAGAGGGUUUGGGUGGGAGGCUCCAGGUGACUCAGGAGAGCUCGCAGGGAUAGACCAUCGAGAGACCAUCAGCUCUCUCCUCACCCGGCCCGACGAUGUAUACUGCCAACCGGAAGAGACUGCAGAAGCUAACGGACUGCACGAGCAAAGCCUCCAAGCAUUUUAACAGAUACGAAAUAGAGUGCCUCAUAAAACUUUUUUAUACCUUGCUGGAAGAAACAGCUGAGAAACAAAGUAGCAUUGGGAUAGAUCGUAAUGCAUUUCGAAACUUCCUGCAUACUACAUUUGGAAUGACUGAUGACAUGAUUAUGGACAGGGUAUUUCGUGCUUUUGACAAAGACAAUGAUGGAUUUGUGAAUGUAACAGAGUGGAUUUCAGGACUAUGUAUAUUCCUUCGAGGGAAUUUGGAAGAAAGAACAAAAUAUUGUUUUGAAGUUUACGAUUUGAAUGGUGAUGGUUUCAUUUCACGAGAGGAAAUGUUUCACAUGCUAAAAAACAGCCUUCUCAAGCAACCAAGUGAAGAAGAUCCAGAUGAAGGGAUUAAAGACUUAGUUGAUAUAACACUUAAGAAAAUGGAUCAUGACCAUGAUGGGAAGCUAUCCUUUGCAGACUAUGAAACAUCUGUAAAAGAAGAAGCUCUUUUGUUGGAAGCAUUUGGUCCAUGUUUACCGGACACAAAGUGCACAUAUAUAAUAAGCAGCAGGAGGAAAGAUAAUGCAAACAGUUUUGCUCAGAUGCAAAUACUGUCAAGGUGGAUAGAGUGCUGGACUUGGAGUAAGGAAGACCUGUGUUCAAAUCCUGACUCUCCUACUUAAUAGCUGUGUGACCUUGGGCAAGUCGUUUAACUUCUGAUUUAACUCCCUAGGACUUAUCUACCAAGUCAUAGAUAGGUUGCUUCCUAGAGAGAAUUCCUAUACUGGGAGUUCCCCACCUGAUGAAAUCACAGAUCAUUUGCCUACUGGUAUAUUCUUUGUCACUAUGUUGUGCAUCAUUAUCA
This is a messenger RNA of Vombatus ursinus (common wombat), 1039 nucleotides long. RefSeq names its product EF-hand calcium-binding domain-containing protein 1-like. Gene Ontology annotation, molecular function: calcium ion binding. The record is from RefSeq and is a predicted model, not a curated record. The transcript is spliced from 6 exons. Lineage: Eukaryota; Metazoa; Chordata; Mammalia; Diprotodontia; Vombatidae. The coding region runs from base 138 to 857 and encodes 239 amino acids.